UCAAGUUCAAACUAAAAUUCUUCGGUAGAAAAUAAAGAGUUUUGUAGAUUAUCGAAUAAUAUAUAGGCAAUAAAUACUAAUAAAACGAAGCAAAAAUUAUUUGUAAUAAUCGUCAUGAAACGUAUGCACUCGUUUGUGCUAGCAUGCUUGCUAUUGGAUGCCGCAAUUGGUGUUAAAAUUAAGGUUCCACAUCCUGUAGAACCAUCAUUAGCGAAACGAAAUGAUAUACAACCUCGCAUGUUGGCUCCAGGAUAUUACUCACAAGAAUGCAAUGCUCACAAAGCCUGCCCAGAAAAAAAAUACUGCCAUCUCUUUUUGUGCGUACAUUGUUUGAAAGAAAAUGUUGCUUGUACACAAAAUGGACAAUGUUGUGAAGGACAGUGUACAUAUGGACGUUGCAAAGCUGGUGUUUCGGAAGGUCAACCAGGAACAUUCUGUGAUAGACAUGAAGAUUGCUCAGGAGAAGGAAAGAAUGCAUGUUGUGUCAGGGAACCAGCUAUAAACCCACACAUCUCAAUCUGCAAGCCACCAUUGGCUGAAAAUAUGGUAUGUGGCCCAAUUAAUUUCUUCAGAAAUGUAUACGUCGGAGCUCAAGUACAAAAAGCGUGCGGUCCAUGCAAAGCUGGUUUGAUAUGCAAACAAGUUGGGUUAUUUGGUAUUCACGAGAUUUGCAUGAAAGAAGACGACAAAUAAAUAUCCCGAAAGAAAAGAAAAUAAUAAAUAAUAAAAA
Messenger RNA from Hydractinia symbiolongicarpus, 730 nucleotides. RefSeq names its product dickkopf-related protein 3-like. Gene Ontology annotation, biological process: negative regulation of canonical Wnt signaling pathway. NCBI's taxonomy places the organism in Eukaryota, Metazoa, Cnidaria, Hydrozoa, Anthoathecata, Hydractiniidae. The record is from RefSeq and is a predicted model, not a curated record. The transcript has 5 exons. Bases 115 to 693 code for a protein of 192 amino acids. Gene Ontology annotation, molecular function: receptor antagonist activity; co-receptor binding.